Pecten maximus is the source of this 1913-nucleotide messenger RNA. Its product is annotated as prolyl 4-hydroxylase subunit alpha-1-like. Lineage: Eukaryota; Metazoa; Mollusca; Bivalvia; Pectinida; Pectinidae. The transcript is spliced from 13 exons. Bases 151 to 1773 code for a protein of 540 amino acids. Gene Ontology annotation, molecular function: procollagen-proline 4-dioxygenase activity; L-ascorbic acid binding; iron ion binding. Gene Ontology annotation, cellular component: endoplasmic reticulum. The record is from RefSeq and is a predicted model, not a curated record. Gene Ontology annotation, biological process: peptidyl-proline hydroxylation to 4-hydroxy-L-proline.
UUGUCCCUGCCAAUUUCGAAUCAGAAGCUACCAAUGCUUUACGAAUUCUACAGGAAGCUAUCAAAUACCCGUAUGUAACACCACGUGUACUUAAUACACCUGCUACGUGUACCCAAAGUCAUUCCUUCUGCGUUAUUUUCCCACUACAGCAUGGCGACCCGAGAAAUACUCAUCCAGAUAUGCCUGGUCAUUACCUUUAUACACUGCGUCGAUAGCCAAGCGUUUUCAUCAAUCAGAAAUCUGGAAAUUAUUUACGCCGAGGAAGGCAAAUUGUUGGAAGCUUUAAGAGACUUCGUGAACAGGUCGACAAAGGAAGGACUGUCUGUGGCUGACAACAUCACCAGCUUUUUGAAUAAUGUAGAAGAAUCAAGAUCUCAUGUUCAAGAUGUAGAGCAGUGGAUGGGAACCCCUAUUAAUGCCCUGAAUUUCGUUUGUCGGGUUGUGACGAGAUGGGAAAAGACAAUGGCGUCCCUGGGAUGUGAUGCAUAUCGGGAAACAGAGGCUUUUCAAGAUCUGACCCGUGUUUGGACGGCAGCUAAGAAAAAUACAAAUUAUUGGCCUACAUUAUUAGACAAACAACAAAUCUAUAAAAGUAUUUUGAGACUUUGGAAGAUGUACGAUCUUAAUCACGUGGAUAUUCUGAGUGGGAAAAUAGGGAAAUCACAGACAGAGCCAUUGUCAUCUUCCCAAGUAAUAGAAAUGGUGAAAUAUUCGAAAUACGGCAACAUGGUGUACAAUGGCGUUGUGUUGAUCCAGGCGCUACACGACCGACGAAUGAAUACUAAACUCGAUAUAGACAAUAGUGUUUCGGAACAAGAGCUAGACAUUGAACUCGCCUCGGCAUACGCAGAUUAUAGGUACCCCGAAAAAGUCAUCGACAUAAUGAGUAAAUAUGAAGAUUCCGAUGAAAGACUGGUACAGCUGCGGUACAAUAACCUAGUAAGAAGGGCGUAUGAACUCCCCGUUCGACACCGACGGAACGAAGUGACGCCACCAAAAAGGAAUUGGGCAAAGGAUAGGAUACAGCACAAGCUUCUCUGUAACGGAGACAUGAGGCGGGCUGUAGAAUCGCCCUCAAUGAAGUGCCUAUAUAGGAACACCAGGAUGAAAUAUUACACAGUGAAAGAGGAGAUCGUCCACGAAAACCCACGAAUAUCCAUAUUCUACGACCUUAUAUCAGAACAGGAGAUAUGGCAGUUACGUAACUUGGCCGAUAACCAGAUGAAGCAGUCAGUAUCGUCUGAGGAAGACAGGAACUGGGCCAAACACCGAGUCAGCCAAUCAGCUUGGAAGGCUGGUUCUGAAGACAGCUUACUGGCUAAAUUAAAUCGAAGAAUACAUUUAACUACUGGAUUCAAAACCGGGCAUGGUGACGCGAGCUCACAGAUGGAUCAAUAUGAGAUCACAAACUAUGGAGUGGGCGGGAUGUAUGAGAGCCAUUUCGAUUGUAGGUCAAAGUCAACAUGGGUCAAUAUUGAACAGGUUCCAGAAACAUAUAGGAAGCAAGUCAACACAGAGACGGAUAGAAUGGCUACGUGGAUGUUUUAUCUUAGUUCUGUCGAAGAAGGAGGCGCAACUGUUUUUCCGAGACUUGGAGUCCGAGUGCCAGUGACAAAGGGUGUGGCGUUGUUCUGGUCUAACAUGGAUAAAACGGGGUCUGUUGAUGAAAGACUGCUUAAUGCUGAGUGUCCAGUUAUUCACGGAUCAAAGUGGACCGCGAAGAAAUGGAUUAGUUAUGAAGAAAACUUCCCUGCCUCCAGCAGAACUUCAUGAAAGGCAGUCUACAACGUAUCAUACUAAGGCUAAUUUCAUUGAACACAUCUUUCAUCAAAUUAAGAAUGAUUCACAUCACAAUUUGUUUUUUCAAACACGGACAAUAAUGAAAUAAACAGUGUUGAUAAAUAUAUCGAGAA